AUGGCUCCAUUACCAGCUGCACGCAUUACUCCAUCGAAGGUCUUUGAACAAACAGGGCUAGACUAUUGUGGGCCGUUUCUCGUUCGACCGCUCGCAGGUCGAGGCGCAUCGGUAAAAGUCUGGGUCGCCGUGUACGUAUGUUUCGCCGUUAAAGCCGUAGCGCUGGACAUCGUCGACGGGUUAUCAGCAGCUGCGUGCGUCAAUUCGCUUAGACGCUUCGUGAGUCGUGUCGGACGCGUUCGAAUCAUACAUUGCGACAACAGCACAUCGUUCGUAGGCGCCGCGCGCGAGUUACGGAAGAUGCGACGACAGUAUCGAGAGCAGUUUACAUCAAAUUCUUGGGCCAAUGAAUGCCUGCAACGUGGAAUCGAGUUCCAGUUCAUUCCGCCACGGGCACCGCAUUUCGGCGGUUUAUGGGAGGCUGCAGUUAAGAAAUUUAAAUAUCACCUCAUUCGCAUCAUGAAAACGACGCCGUACCGUUUAGAUGAUUUCCGCGCAGCCAUUGCCCAAGCUGAAAGCAUCAUUAACUCCCGCCCGUUGACUCCACUAUCGAACGAUCCUAGUGACCUCUCCGUCCUCACUCCUGGGCACUUUUUAAUUGGAGAGUCACCGUUCCAACUUCCCGAGCAGGACUAUCAACAAAAGCCACUCAAUCGCCUUUCUCGCUUUCAGGCAACCCAACGUGCCAUAACUAACUUUGCUGUCGGGACGAUGGUCGUCAUAAAAACGGACUGCGUACCACCAAAACGGUGGCCACUAGGACGAGUGGUUACUGUCUACCCUGGGGCUGAUGGCAUCACCCGAGUCGUAGAUGUACGCACGCAGAAUGGAACCCGACGUCGUGCAACGUCAGAACUUUGCAUUUUGCCCAUCGAAAAUUGUGCUGCAGAAUAUACAGCUAUCCUCAAACAACCAGUUUAA
This is a messenger RNA of Sabethes cyaneus, 921 nucleotides long. RefSeq lists its product as uncharacterized. Bases 1 to 921 code for a protein of 306 amino acids. Gene Ontology annotation, biological process: DNA integration. Gene Ontology annotation, molecular function: nucleic acid binding. The transcript has a single exon. The record is from RefSeq and is a predicted model, not a curated record. Lineage: Eukaryota; Metazoa; Arthropoda; Insecta; Diptera; Culicidae.